UUGGUUUUUCAGAAUUUGAAUUCUCCUCCUAGUGAUGGACCAUCGUUUUUCGUUGAAGAGAUACUGACGGACAGCAAUAUCUCACUCGCUGAGCGGUUAGACUGCCACGUUGAUAAAACAGCACCUCCUCAGGUGAUACUGUCAUGGAAUGCUGGGCAUGGGCAAGACAACCUUGGAGGUUGCCCGGAAUGGAAUUGUAAAUUGACUCAUGACAGGGAAGAGUGGGAAACGCAGGCGCCGUACUAA
Cooperia oncophora is the source of this 246-nucleotide messenger RNA. Lineage: Eukaryota; Metazoa; Nematoda; Chromadorea; Rhabditida; Trichostrongylidae. The record is from the annotation of a GenBank genome assembly.